Messenger RNA from Corylus avellana, 1683 nucleotides. RefSeq names its product iridoid oxidase-like. Lineage: Eukaryota; Viridiplantae; Streptophyta; Magnoliopsida; Fagales; Betulaceae. The record is from RefSeq and is a predicted model, not a curated record. Gene Ontology annotation, molecular function: oxidoreductase activity, acting on paired donors, with incorporation or reduction of molecular oxygen; iron ion binding; monooxygenase activity.
AUGAAGUACUACUAUGAGGAUCUGGGGUUGAUCCUAGCAAUAUUGCUAUGGGUUGCAUGGGUGAUAAUGAUACGGCGCCGUCGCCGACACCUUCGAUUGGAGGAGAAAGGUGAUCGGCUCCCACCGGGGCCUAGAUCGUGGCCAGUGGUUGGAAACAUUUUCCAGCUGGGUUGGGCACCCCAUGAGUCCUUUGCAAAGUUGGCUCGACAGCACGGUCCCAUCAUGACCCUUUGGCUAGGGUCAAUGAGCACGGUGGUCAUCUCGUCCAAAGAAGUGGCUCGAGACAUGUUCAAGAACCAUGACGUGGUUCUUGCCGGUAGGAAGAUUUAUGAGGCCAUGAAGGGAGACUAUGGUAAUGAGGGCUCCCUCAUUACUGCUCAAUAUGGUUCUCACUGGCGCAUGUUGAGGCGCUUGUCCACCGCCGAGUUUUUCGUCUCAAGCCGUCUGGAAGCCAUGAGGGGAGUUCGUGGGAGGUGCAUCGAUGAAAUGGUGCAGUUCAUAGAAGAUGCUAGUGCAUCUGGUACCAAAGGCAUCGACGUUGGGAGGUUCUUCUUCUUGAUGGCUUUCAAUCUCUUAGGAAACCUAAUGUUUUCGAAAGACCUGCUGGACCCCAAAUCAGAGAGAGGGGCCAAGUUCUUCUUCCAUGCAGGAAAGGUGAUGGAGUUCGCCGGGAAGCCGAACGUGGCGGAUUUCUUUCCAAUUCUAAGGUGGCUUGACCCGCAGGGUAUAAGAAGAAAGACACUGUUCCAUGUCGAACGCGCCUUCGAAAUCGCAGGAGGGUUCAUCGCAGAGAGGAUGGAAAGCAUGGAAAAUGGCCGCAAUGAAGAGAUCAAGAGAAAGGACUACUUGGAUGCGCUUUUGGAGUUUCGUGGCGACGGUGUGGAGGAACCCUUAAGGUUUUCUUCAAGAACCAUCAACGUCGUCGUUUUUGAGAUGUUUACAGCGGGGACCGACACAACGACAAGCACGCUGGAGUGGGCAAUGGCUGAGCUUCUCCACAACCCAGAAACUUUGAAAAAAGUCCAGGCCGAGAUGAGGAUCGCCAUAACCCCAAACAAGAAGCUUGAAGAGAAGGACAUCGAGAACCUUCCAUACCUCAAAGCUGUCAUAAAGGAAACGCUAAGGCUACACCCACCUCUCCCUUUCCUAGUCCCACACAUGUCCAUGGAUUCCUGCAACAUGCUCGGCUACUCUAUUCCAAAAGAAACACAAAUCCUCGUCAAUGUUUGGGCGAUCGGACGGGACCCGAAGACGUGGGAAGAGCCUCUGGUUUUCAAGCCAGAGAGGUUCUUGGAGCCAAACGCGGCGGAUUUCAAGGGUCACCAUUUUGAGUUCAUACCCUUUGGAUCUGGGCGGCGCAUGUGCCCAGCCAUGCCGCUUGCCUCUCGUGUGCUUCCGCUGGCUCUCGGGUCUCUCCUGCACUCGUUUGAUUGGGCCUUGGCCGACGGGCUUAAGCCGGAGGAGAUGGACAUGGCCGAAGGGAUGGGGAUAACGCUUAGGAAAGCCGUCCCGUUGAAGGCCGUACCAAUACCUUACCAACGGCGCUGUGUUGGUAUAUAAGAAGUUCAUGGGAUAGGAUUUUACAAUACAUGUGUACGUGCAGAUUAUGAUUAAAAGCUAUGCGUAUAUAUGAAAUGCAUGGCUCCAUAUCUCUUGUCAUCGAUGAUCACCAAGAUGGUAUUG